AUGGCAAUCAUCACUUCCCCACUCUCCAGAACUGGGGGAAUUUCAUUUGGAUACCUCCUACAUAGAUGCCUCGUCUCGUUUAGCAGAUGCAGGGCUCGGCCACCUCCCGAUGAUUCGGAUUCAGACGACCAGCCGUUGGCUCAGAGACUGCGACGCCGAGCCCCUCAUCCUGUACCAGACUCAAGCCCGUCCACUAUCCCUUCUACUUCACCUCCUGCGGCGGUCGCUCCUCCUCCUCCGCCUCCUUCUGUAACCCCGACUCCCGUCCCGCGCCAGGCCUAUGUUUCGCCUAAUCCUUCCAUGGCUCCAGUUGAGCCUCCGCCAGCUCAACCUUCUCCGCCCGAAGUUCAGGUUGAUCCCCCUCUGGUUCAACCUUCCACUUCGCAACAAACUCCCAGUACCGAAGCUAGCCCCUCGCGGCGUCCUCCGCCAGCUGCCUCACCGCCAGAGCCGUCUACUAUGCCCCCUUUGGCUCCUUCUGGAUCAACCACUGGACCUUCUAGCUCAGCUGCAGGACCUUCCUAG
Molecule: messenger RNA, 525 nt
Organism: Zingiber officinale
Lineage: Eukaryota; Viridiplantae; Streptophyta; Magnoliopsida; Zingiberales; Zingiberaceae
Product: protein TRACHEARY ELEMENT DIFFERENTIATION-RELATED 7A-like
Exons: 2
Coding region: 1-525 (174 amino acids)
Source: RefSeq, a predicted model, not a curated record